Molecule: messenger RNA, 726 nt
Organism: Ananas comosus (pineapple)
Lineage: Eukaryota; Viridiplantae; Streptophyta; Magnoliopsida; Poales; Bromeliaceae
Product: 60S ribosomal protein L22-2-like
Exons: 2
Coding region: 127-513 (128 amino acids)
Biological process (GO): cytoplasmic translation
Cellular component (GO): ribosome
Molecular function (GO): RNA binding; structural constituent of ribosome
Source: RefSeq, a predicted model, not a curated record
UACCACAUCUCCCGCUUCCCAGGCCCACUAAAACCCUAACCCUAACACUUGCCCUAGCCGCUUCUUCUUCUUCUUCUUCUUCUUCUUCUUCCUCGGAGGAGAGCGAGCGAGAAAGGCGCCGCGAAGAUGAGGGCGAGCACGGGCAUGGCGACGAAGGCGUGGGGGAAGAGGAAGGGGACGACGACGUUCGUGAUCGACUGCUCGAAGCCGGUGGAGGACAAGAUCAUGGAGAUCGCGUCCCUCGAGAAGUUUCUCCAGGAGCGGAUCAAGGUCGCCGGGGGCAAGGCCGGUGCCCUAGGCGACGCCGUCGCCGUCGCCCGCGACAAGUCCCGGAUCACCGUCACCUCCGAUGGACCCUUCUCUAAGAGGUACUUGAAGUAUCUUACCAAGAAGUACCUUAAGAAACACAACGUGCGGGAUUGGCUGCGUGUGAUCGCCUCCAACAAGGACCACAGCAUUUACGAGUUGCGGUACUUCAACAUUGCAGAAAACGAGGGCGAGGAGGAAGAGUAGAGAUUAGAAUUUGGUUACUCUUUAAUUUUUUUUUUCUUUGUUUUUAUUCCCAAGAGAGAAAUUCCAUUUGGUGCCAGUCGAUUUGAAUUUGAAACCUUUGAAAUCAUUUCCCACAAUUUUGUUAGAUACUCAGCUUGUCUCUGGUAAUGCACCUGCACACAAUCAAACUACAAUCAUGAAAUGUUGAGUUCUUAGGAUUUGUUAUUCCAAGAA